UUUGCUUGUGAUCAUUUUGCAUUCAGUCAAUUUACUGAAAUGGCAAUAGCAGGCAGAAACCUUUUCUAGUCAUAGUAUUGACUUGAGACUAACUCUGCACUUUUUGUUAACAUCUAGCCUUAUAUAUCGUCAUGUCUAUAUCACUAGCUGAGUGGCCCAGUUUUGGGCUCUUUUAGGAAAGUUUGAAAUUCUGCUUUGAUAUUGAGUGACACAGUUAUUUUGCCCUUUGCUCCCAGCUAUUCAAUGGGUAGUUCUUUUAAGGAGCCCAUUUCUUACCAGGUAUAUAGUAUAUAUAGUGUUUCCUUGAACUUGGGAAGCACCUGAGAAAUAGGCUUCAUCAUAACACGGGUGUCUAGAUUUUACUAAAUGUUAGGUAGGGUGUGUCGGUGACAGUGGUGAAAUAUUCCUAACUACAAAAUCGUAUAUUUAUACCAUAGAGCAAAAGAUUCCAGUUUGUCUGGUCAGAGCUGGCUUUCUUGGUUGUGAUUUAGCCAGAUUGUUUUACUACAGAUGUACACUAUUGAAUCUUUGUGAGAUAUAAGUAUAGAAUAGAAUUUUUUUUAUGUCAAUCUUUACCUUUUUUUGUUACUGCUUUUGUGAAUAACAAGUUAUUUCAUAUUAAUAUAUUCUCAUAGGCUUUUCAGCCAACAAAGUGCCAUUGAGGUAAUUUCUAGUUUUGAAGAAGCACAGAGUUUAUUAGUUUGUACAAUAGUUUUUAGGGACAGUAACAUCAUUUUAGCUUGAUGUGUAAGGACGUUACUUUUGGUGGUGAAAUGUCUUCUAAUUCAGUGGUUGUUAAAUUUUGAUUUGGUAAUUAAAUUUUUAAAAAGUUUUUAAAGAAAUACUUUUUUAGGCCUUACCUUCGUGUACUUAGUGUUCUAUGCUUCAGAGUAUAAUUGCCGAAAGCAAGCCAGAGUUGUAGCUUCUCAACAAGAAAUUCAUUCUAAUCAAUCUAAUGAAGCUAACUACUAAAACUAGGUUUUAAUGUCUACAUGUUUUUCUAGUAAGUUCAGUGAUAAUGGUCCUAUUGAGAAACAUUGCCCAGUUGAGCAGGUUUACUUUUUUGUUUUCAAGACUGAGUUAUGUACUGUAGAAUUAACUUAUCAUAUGUUGGUAUGUCCUUUUAAAUUGAAGUAUUAGAGGGGCAGAAAAGAUGACUCAGUGGUUAACUGACUUGGCUGCUUUCCCGUAGGAUCCAAGUUUAGUUUCCCCUACCCAUGUGGAAAGGCUCACAACUGCCUAUAACUCCAGCUUUAGGGGAUCUGAUGCUUCCUUCUGGCUUUAGAAAGUAUCUUCACUCACAUACAUGUACACGCAUACAUAAACCUUAAAAAAAAAUUCUUAUUUUAUGUGAGUCUUUUGCCUCCUUGGUGCCUGAGGAGGUCAGAAGAGGGAGUUAAAGAUGGCUAUAAACCACCUUGUAGGUGCUGGGAAAUGAAUCACAAGUCUUGAGAGCAGCAAGUGUUCUUAACCACUGACCCCAUACUCCCACCCACUCCAUACACAUAAAUUAAAAAUAAAUAAAAAAUAAAAAUAAAAAAAGGAAAAGCCAUCCAUAGUAGCACACUUCCCGCAACUUAGGAAGCUGAAGCAGGAAGAUAGUAACUUCAAGGUCAACAUGACAACUUAGUGUGCCUACUUCAAAAUAAUAUAUCCAAGGUUUAGGAAUUUAGCUUUGAAGUGGAACACUUGGCUAGCAUGAGCAAAGCCUUGAGUUCAAUCUCCUGUACCACCCACUCAAACAGACAGUAACAAAAGCACAAAAGGGGAUAAUCAUAGAACACUCAAAAUGCCAGUUAGCUUGAUCUGUAUAACAAGUUUUUCUUGGCAAAAAAGAAAAAUACAUUCUGAUGUGUCCUAGUAAUAAAAAUAUACACUAAAUUUAGUGAGAAGAAAGAAACUGAAGGUAAGCUUCUUUAAUGGUAAGGAUGAUGUGUGUUACUAAGAGAUUUAGAUCUAUUUCUUAGAAAGAGUACUGUCAAUAGUGCUUGAGCAGCCAGUACCACAUACUCAUAGAGAUUGUUACUUCCUAUUUUCAAAGUAAGCAUGCAGCUUCAAAUGGAAGUCACUGGUGGCUUGAUUAUCUGUCUACACUAAUGAAUGCAGGCCCUGAGAGGUCAUCCUGGAGUCUGACAUUUUUACUUUCUAUUUGCUUUUGUUACCUAGAUCUACUCAGAUUAAACUUCUUCUGAACAUGAACUUUUAAUUUUUUGUUAUCUCAUUUAAACAUUUUAACUGAUUUUCUGAGCAACCUGAGGAAGGACUUUAAUGUGCUAGAUUAACUACUGUUAUCAGCUGUUUUUAAUCAUACUUUUCUGUUAUAUUUUCCACUGUUACCUAUGUCUACUCACACCUUGAUACUGAGUUUUAUCUCUGGAAGACACCAUCAAAAGAAUGUCAAAACAAGUAUUUUGGUGUAGGAAUAUAUUUGGAGAAAGAGAAUGUUCAUAAUAAAGUUAUAUUGGAGACACUAAGUGGAUGGUUUUUAAUUUAUGCAGUUAUUUAUUGAUCCGGUAUCCAUCACGAAUUGAAAAAAUUGAUUAUGAAGAAGGGAAGAUGUUAGUUCAUUUUGAGCGCUGGAGUCAUCGUUAUGAUGAGUGGAUUUAUUGGGACAGCAACAGGUUGCGACCCCUUGAAAGACCUGCACUAAGAAAAGAAGGGCUAAAGGAUGAGGAAGAUUUCUUUGAUUUUAAAGCUGGAGAAGAAGUUCUGGCUCGUUGGACAGACUGUCGCUAUUACCCUGCCAAGAUUGAAGCAAUUAACAAAGAAGGAACAUUCACAGUUCAGUUUUAUGAUGGCGUUAUCCGUUGUUUAAAAAGAAUGCACAUUAAAGCCAUGCCUGAGGACGCUAAGGGGCAGUUUCUGUUCCAGGUGAAAUCCCAGCAUCCACUAAGCUGGUGUUGUCCUUUCGACCCAGCUGGAUCGUGUAACCAGUCUAUGGGAAGUGAGGACUGGAUUGCUUUAGUCAAAGCAGCUGCUGCAGCUGCAGCGAAGAGUAAAACAGGGACUAAACCUCGAACCAGUGCUAACAGCAAUAAAGAGAAAGAGAGAGAUGGGGGAAAAUGGUUUAAAGUACCUUCAAAGAAGGCAGAAACUUCAUCUUGCAUAGCCACAGCAGAGACUGAGAAGAAGGAAGAACUACCCACAUCUAGUGAACCAUUUGUAGGACUUCACAUAGACAGCGUUCCAAAGAUCGUCUUUCCACAGCCAGAGAGCACAUUAACAAACAAGAGGAAAAAUAAUCAAGGCAACUCAUUUCAGGCAAAGAGAGCACGACUUAACAAGAUUACUGGUUUAUUGGCAUCCAAAGCUGUUGGGGCAGAUGGUGCUGAAAACAAAGACGACCACACUGCAACAGCUCCAGUGCUGGAGCAGGCGAUUUCACCUAAACCUCAAAGUCAGAAAAAAAAUGAAGCUGUCAUUAGCAGUUCUGCCAACACUCAGAAACCUGCACUGUUAUCCUCAACUUUGUCUUCAGGGAAGGCUCGCAGCAAGAAAUGCAAACAUGAAUCUGGAGAGUCUUCUGGGUGUAUAAAAACCCCUAAGUCACCACUUGCCCCAGAAUUAAUACAAGCCAAGGAUUUGACGCUUGUAUCUCAGCUUUCUUCAGUGAUAAAUAAAACUAGUCCUCCACAGCCUGUGAAUCCCCCUAGACCUUGCAAGCAUAGUGAGCGGAGAAGAAGAUCUCAGCGGUUAGCCACCUUACCCAUGCCUGAUGAUUCUCUAGAAAAGCUUUCUUCCUCUUCAGCCACUGAUGGGAAAAUAUUCUCUAUCAGUUCUCAGAAUCAGCAAGAGUCUUCAGUACCAGAGGUGCCCGGUAUUGCAUGUGUGCCACUCCAGAAGUUGGGAUCCUGUCUCCCUCUUGAUUUAAGUUGUGGUUCAGAAGUCAUAGCACCUCGAGCCCCAGAUUCCUCCGUUUCUGGUGGUGAAUGUUCCAGGGAAGAAAAGGAGACACCUUUGUUUGCAAAUACCUCCUCUAAAGUAGUGAGCGAUAUAAAAGGAGCUACAGCAAUCACUGGAAUAUUGAAAACAGAAAAAAAAGUGAAAUUGGAAGAAAAAAGCUCUACUGCCUUUGGUAAAAGGAAAGAAAAGGAUAAGGAGAGAAAAGAGAAGAGAGACAAAGAUCACUACAAAUCAAAGCAGAAGAAAAAGAAGAAGAAAAAAAAGAAAUCUAAACAACAUGACUAUUCAGACUAUGAAGACAGUUCCUUAGACUUUUUGGAAAGGUGUACUUCUCCACUAACCAGAUCUUCUGGGAGUUCUCUGGCUCCGCGAAGCACAUUUAUGGAGAAAACUACAACCUAUCAGUACCCAAGGGCAAUUCUGUCCGUUGAUCUUAGUGGUGAAAACUUGUCAGAUGUGGAAUUCCUGGAUGACUCCUCCACAGAAAGCCUGCUUCUGAGUGGGGAUGAGUACAAUCAAGACUUUGAUUCAACUAAUUUUGAGGAGUCUCAAGAUGAAGAUGAUGCCCUUAAUGAGAUUGUAAGGUGUAUCUGUGAAAUGGAUGAGGAGAAUGGCUUCAUGAUCCAGUGUGAAGAGUGCCUAUGCUGGCAACACAGUGUAUGCAUGGGGCUCCUGGAGGACAGCAUUCCGGAGCAGUACAUCUGCUACAUCUGUCGGGACCCUCCGGGUCAGAGAUGGAGUGCAAAAUAUCGUUAUGAUAAGGAGUGGCUGAAUAAUGGAAGAAUGUAUGGGUUAUCUUUUUUAAAAGAAAAUUAUUCUCAUCUCAAUGCCAAAAAGAUAGUUUCUACACAUCAUCUGCUUGCUGAUGUCUAUGGUGUAACUGAAGUACUGCAUGGGUUACAGCUGAAGAUUGGAAUACUAAAAAAUAAAUAUCAUCCUGACCUUCGUUUCUGGGCUUGUUCUGGGAAGAGGAAAGACCAAGGUCAGGUGGUAUCUGGAGCAGAGAAAAAAGUGACACUUCUGGACACAGCUAACUCAGAGGAAAAGAAAUAUGUACAGAACCACAGAGAACCACCUCUGAAAAUGGAAGGAACUUACAUAACAAGUGAGCACAGCUAUCAAAAGCCACAAAGCUUUAGUCAAGACUGCCAGUCUCAUAUAGACCCUGGAAGCUCAGAUGAUGAUGGUGCUAGCAGUUGUGAAGAAGACGGGGAACUCCAUUUGAGAGAUAAAAGCCAUGUUUUGUAUUCAACAAAAGAGUGUGGAAUGUCAGAGAAGAAUCCAGCUUCAGGAAAUAAAGUGUUUGUUUAUAAUGAUAAAAAGGGCAUGGAGGGCCCAGGAGAUUCACAUCUUCAGUGGCAGCUAAAUCUCCUUACACACAUAGAAAACGUGCAGAAUGAAGUCACCAGCCGGAUGGAUCUCAUAGAAAAAGAAGUGGAUGUUCUGGAAAGCUGGCUUGAUUUCACAGGGGAAUUAGAGCCACCAGAUCCCCUUGCAAGACUGCCCCAACUUAAACGCCACAUAAAACAACUCUUACUUGACAUGGGCAAAGUACAACAAAUUGCAACUCUUUGCUCUGUAUAACAGUGGUAAACACAGGAUGACAAGAAUGUGUCUGUCUUCUGUUGAAUCAUUUUUAUUGCUAAGCGAAUAGUCAAAAAGCUUAAUGUUUGGUCAUUUACUGAUUUGUGACACCAAUACUAUGACAUCUUGGAAGUAUAAUGAAGAACAACUUUAUCAAGGAAUCUAACAUUAAAAAUGAAUGAGCAAACUGCAAAUGAUGUUAUCUCCGCCAAGAAUCAAUGAGUAAAAUACAAGCUGCACUAAAGGAAUGGAAUUGGCAGGAUUCUAAUAGUUGCUUUCAUGAAGCUCAAGAUACCUGUAGAGAGAAUUAUGGUGUGUUUGUAUAGGUUUUAGAAGAGAUACUCAUGUUUAUAAACCAGCAUUUGGCCAAAACCACACUGUAAGGAAAUUCAAGCUCUGGAGAGUUCUACAAGUUUGCUCUAAGAAUUGCCUUCUAGCAGUUGGAACAGCUGCAAAUAAACUUAGGUUAUUUAAACUUCUGUAGGAUCAUGAGCUAUAUCUUGGGUGAUGAAUGUAUUUAAUCAGAAAACUGACAGUGGAAGUCUCACUUUGGGGGAAACAAUUGUGGAAUUUUAACUUCAUUAUGAAUGUAUUUUAAGAAACCCACCAAAUAAUUGGAAUUUAUUGCGGGCAUUGUGCUCUUUAAAAACAAAGUGGCUUACAUAAGGGCCCAAUGUGCCAAAUGUUGAUACUGCUGGAGAGAGGAUUUGACUAUUGCAGGAAUCCUUCCAUCCACCGUACGCAAUGCCAUUAACCCAUACAAACCUGUACACCACAUGCUGUGUGUGCUCUGUGUAGGUGAGGGGCAGUAUCCGGGCUUCAGCAUACAUUUGAUCCUGGAUACAUUUGGUGUUUGCCUUUUGAAAAAAAAACUGUAAACCUCAGCUGGGAUGAGGAGUGACAAAAAUAUCAAAAUAAUCUGUGGCUGUGGAUUUUCUUUCUUUCUUUCUUUUCUUUUCUUUUUUUUUUUUCUUUUUUCUUUUUUUUUUUUUUUACUGCUAGUAGUGGAAUACUGGAAAAGCUUCAUUUAUGAAGAAAAAUUUUAUUUUAAAAUAUAAAUAUACACUCAAAAAUUUUAGCUUUGAUCACAAAUGGACAGAUUUAUGAAACCAAAGGCAACUAAGUUGCUUACUCAGCUCUUGCUGGAUUUUUGAGCCUAGGUCCUACUGUCUGCCAGUCCUGGUGCGAGUUGUAUGCACCCUCCAGUGCUACAUGGGCAGGUAUGUGUAAGUGAGUAUGCUUGUUUAAAUAGUUAACGUACAUAUGUACAUAAUCAACACAUAUUUAUAUCACACAUAUCUAGUUUUAUUACUAUAGAUUAUACAAAUUUGUGGUUAACAUAAAAUGUUACCUUUUAACAGACUGUUUUUGAAACUAAAAGUGUAUGUACAGAUUUUUAAAAGGGGGAAGAAAAGACUGUUAAGAGGAGGCUAUUUGAUGACAUUACACUUGAAUAUUUUUUUGCCUCAUUCUGUUUAUCAGUUCUAGCAAUCUGUAUAAAUGCACUUAGAACUGAUAGACAGUGAACUUGAAUUUAUCUUUGAUAAGAAUAAAUGCCACUGUACAUUCAGAUAUUAUUUAAAUUUGCAAAACACACUGUUCUAUAUGUAAGGUACUGUAUGUAAAACUCUAUUAAAACUAUUCCACAUAUCUUAAAACUUCAGCUUGCCUUUUUGCGGCCUUAUGUUUUGAUGUGAAGAUUAAAAGAAUGUGUAAACCAUUGAGAAAAUUUUAUUGCCUUUUGAGAUUUUUUCAACUGACAGAUGUGCCAAAGAUUACCAUACAUAAAAUAUAGUCCUCUGUAUUUACUUGUGAUACCUAAACUUUGUUAAAGAUCCUAUUGAUGAAAGCUUUAGCAGAAGUCAUUGUGGGGUAGUCACUUUGCAUAUUAAAGUAAAAAUUAGUGCCUAUAAACCCUGUGUGGAGUAAAUUUACUAAUGUGUGUCUUUCAAGAUUGAUGAUGUAUUAUUUGUUGAUUUGUAUUUUAAAAUAAUGGCUCUAAAAUUUUCCAUCAUGACUGAACCCUAGACAUUGAAUUUAUGUCUUUUUUUUUUUUUUUCAGAAAAGGAGUCAAUAAUGUUCUUAGUCUGUGAAUAGUGGUAUUGCCAUGAUUCUUUUCAUAUAUGCAGAUGAGCUCUUCAUUCAGUGACACUCGAUUUCUCAGUUCUAGUGACCUCGGUGAAAGUAAUGCAUAGUCUUGUAGUACAUACUAGGUGCCCCAAAGCAGUCUGAAAUGUUUCAAAUGUAGAGUGCCAACUGGACUCCCCAAGAGGAAAGUUCUACAUCUCACCUCAUGUGGCAGGGUCACUUUCAAAGUACAGGCUUACUAAAAAUGCAGCGUACAUCUUCAAGUUGUGUGUUUAAAUUGUACACAAAAUAGCAGUGAAGUUCAUCUUUAGACUUAAGUCUCAUGCCAAGAAUGUGUCAUGAUAAAAUGUAAAGAUUCCAGCAUCCAAGAAAACACUAAAACAUUUUUCUUCUUAAGAAUUUCCAGUAAUGAGCAUUAAAUCUGUAUCUUAAGAUUUGAUCACAUCGUUAGCAGCCAACAAAUUGAAUGCUUCAUUGAUAGACUAUUAAGUGUGCUGCUCUGCUUGUUUGUCAGUGAAUAAGAAAGCUGAUUCUUCAAUUUAAAUAUUUAAAGAAUAUAUCAGAUUAUAUACACAUACUCAGUUAUUAUAGUACCUACCGAUGAGUGGUUGAGGCCUGUUAGCAGCUAGAAGGCAGGACGUUUCUUUGAGAGAAUGAAUUAACUUUGGAGAUGCAAAUCUAUUAUGAGAAGUGUCAGGUAAGAUUUGUUUUUUGUUUUUUCCUUUUAGUCUUACCUAAAAUCAUUGUAUUGAAAUGUAAGCAAUGAACUGGAGAGUGUGUUUUCCUCAAAGAUAAUGUUUCAUUUCCAGACAGAAGAGACUGAACCUUGAUGGAAGAAUUCGACCUCACAAUUUCUGGCAAAUAUAACUUGUACUUCCUCUUGGUUGUCUGUGGUUCCACUGACUGUUGAAGUAAUGUACUUUCUUCUUAAAGGAACUUAUUUUUCUUAUAUUUCCAGGUGAAGCCCCUGUUAUUCAGUUGUUUCAUCUUAUUGUUCAUACUAAAAUGUGCAUACUUCCCAUGUUCACACUGAAGCAUACUACUUCCUCCCCAAUAAACUGAAUCUGCUGCCAUUGUCA
Molecule: messenger RNA, 8654 nt
Organism: Psammomys obesus (fat sand rat)
Lineage: Eukaryota; Metazoa; Chordata; Mammalia; Rodentia; Muridae
Gene: Phf20l1
Product: PHD finger protein 20 like 1
Exons: 20
Coding region: 2479-5487 (1002 amino acids)
Biological process (GO): regulation of transcription by RNA polymerase II
Cellular component (GO): NSL complex
Source: RefSeq, a predicted model, not a curated record